Messenger RNA from Dryobates pubescens (Downy woodpecker), 339 nucleotides. RefSeq names its product placenta-specific gene 8 protein-like. Gene Ontology annotation, biological process: positive regulation of transcription by RNA polymerase II. The transcript has 3 exons. The record is from RefSeq and is a predicted model, not a curated record. Lineage: Eukaryota; Metazoa; Chordata; Aves; Piciformes; Picidae. Bases 1 to 339 code for a protein of 112 amino acids.
AUGGCCUCUCAGCAGGUGAUCACAGUGCAGCCGCAGUUCACUGUCACCCCCCAGGUGGGCGAGUGGCAGUCGGGGCUGAUGGACUGCUGCUCCGACUGCAGUGUCUGUCUGUGUGGGAUGUGCUGCUACCUCUGCCUGGGCUGCCAGGUGGCAGGGGACAUGGGGGAGUGCUGCCUGUGUGGCGCCAGCGUGCCCAUGAGGACUCUGUACCGCACCAAAUACAGGAUCCCGGGAUCCAUCCUGAGGGACGUCCUCACCGUGGGCUGCUGCCCCAUGUGCUCCCUCUGCCAGCUGAAGAGAGACAUCAAACGCAGGAAGGAGCUUGGCAUCUUCUGGUGA